AUGUAUAUUGGAAAUUUAAAAUUAAUUGAUGUAAUUGAAAUUUUAAAUUUGAAACUUCCAUAUCGAAGUAAAUUAACGGAGCGUAUUGCGCCCGGUCAAACAUUAAUCGUAAAAGGCAAAACAUUGAAUGAUGCAAAAAAGUUUGGUGUUGGGUUACAUCGAGACAGUCCAGAUUUUAAUGGCGGUGAUAUUCCAUUGCAUAUUAGCGCAUGUUUUAACAAAGGAAAGAUAGCAUUUAAUACAUUUUCGAACAAUAGUUGGGGAAAAAAGGAGAAACAGAAGUUACCAUUUAAAAAAGGAAAUGCAUUCGAUUUACGAAUUCGAGCACAUAAUAGCAAAUUUGUGAUUUAUUGUGAUGGU
Acanthocheilonema viteae is the source of this 360-nucleotide messenger RNA. The record is from the annotation of a GenBank genome assembly. NCBI's taxonomy places the organism in Eukaryota, Metazoa, Nematoda, Chromadorea, Rhabditida, Onchocercidae.